AUGGGUAUCAGGCAGUUUAACGCCGACGUCAGGGCUGCAAUGGGCAGUCAUUUCCCUUGUGUCUCCAACCUCCGAAAGGGAGAUUCCGAUGGAGAGAUAACCUUUACAUACACCCCAGAGAAUGAAGCAGCGCCCAUCGCUAUCCAAGCAUUAUCAACAGAACCGGAAGCCUACCCGAGACACCCAGGCUUCCUGGUUUUUACAUCAUCAGAAGACGGGCCAGUCGAGCUGGAAGAGUGGUUACAAGAAAUAUCCGCAUCGACUAAGGACAAGAGUAUCACAGACUUCAUCAACCUAACCUCGAAAAGGCUAGCAACGAAGCUCGAGUCUUCAGAGUCAUCUGAUGAUGAUUCCGCCUUCGAUGACAAUGAAGAAGAGUCAUCCUAUGACGUGGUGUUUGACGAUGAGCUAGGAAUUAACAGUUCGCCGUCCAGAGGGCCAUCUCAAGCGACCUAUACAUCAACAAACCGGUUAAAGCGUCACCUACGGGAAGCAAAGAGAGAAGGACUCCAUGUGUGGAUCCCAACUGAGGGAAGAGGGCACGACAGCGGCGGGCACGGAGGGAAAGCACCUGGAGUUUUUCACAUCUUCUCACUCUCCAUCCGUGCCUCUAAACUCAACGUUCCAGAAGAGGCCUUGGGAGCAUGGGGCCUCAAGCCAUCGGAAUACGUUGUUAUGCUGUGUAGGCUACCAUCAGGAUACCCCCCUCUCUCGACAUUUUUGCAAUCCAGCCAGACAGCACCAGUACAGUUCAAGUUUGGAAAAUGCACCAACCCGAACCCGUCUUACUCUUCUGCGAUACGAGUUUUUGACGGCGACGACUCAAAAACAUCAGAGGGAGCAAGGAAGGACGAAUCCGAAAGCCCUUUUCUUUCUAUGUACAUGUCGCUGUCUCUCGAUGCUCUUUUAAACACAGACUUCCCACGACUUCUAAAGCUGCGCCGAUCUGAGGGAAUCUCGUGGGAUCAAGCACAAGAAUUAUGGUUCAGGCUCGGCAGAGGCGACCAUGACCCAGAGAGUGUGCUACAGUCUACCAGCCAAGGCCAGCACGAGAGCUUGGACCGGUUUGAGCUGGAAUUCCUGCAACGAAACUUUUUGGGCGCAGAAGACAUUAAUAUUAUCCUGAUUGCAAUGCAAUUCGGCCUUCAGAGAUUGAUCAAUUGUACAAAGUACUGUCUCGUUUGCAGUCAAAGAAUAGAGGGAGGAUUUGAGGCUAUCAAGCCUUUUGUUUGCGAAGAUUCUCUUUGCCUUUUUCAGUAUCUAUCCCUCGGGUUCUGUCAAAGUAUCGAGUAUGAAAUUAUCAACAACCCCAAUGUCGUGGACCUUCUCAUCAGUUUCUUCUACGCUGCAGUAGCCACUAACUUCACAGUACCCAACAGCUCUUUACGCGAAUUUCCGAAGGGCCUAGGACUCAAGGUUGCUACCUCGGGAUACAACAUACCAAGUGACACUGAACCGACUAUCACAGCAGAGGUUUGUUUUGAAAGCAAUACCAUCAGGUUUAACCCCCUUGAUUAUGCCCACUACACAUCGAUCACAGAGGGAAGAUGCAUCACUCUUGUGCUCAAGCAGAGUCUCGUUCCACGGCAGCCAAUUAUGCAAGGACGUUACGCAAAAUAUGUCUGUAUAGUCCAGUCCUGCCAACCGACUGAAGUUACCUUCAGAGUCAUAUCGACAUACACGGCCACGACCGCUCGAGUCACUCCUACCAACCCAGUCGAUUCUGCUAACCACUCGACGCAAGCUUGGGAGAGUGUGUUUAUUUACAAGCACGAACAAGACAUUGAUGGACUUGAGAUACAGGAACGCAACCAGGCACUCACUGUCAUAAGUGAGUGCAUUCCACCUGUACAUGAGAUGCGACAGUAUCUGGUAGAAAGACCUGGGUGCACAUUAUCCUCAUGGAAGCGAAUGGAUGUAUCAACCCUUGGCCUCCUUAACUGGAUCGUCGCUUCAAACAGGUCCUUCAUUGUACAAGACGCCUCGAUACCCGGGCUGUCUCAGCCGGAAGAAGAAACGCACAAAGUAAAUAACCUUGUUAAAGGAGUAGAGCCAGGGUGGGUUCAGUUUCGCUUUGUGCAAGGGUCUAUCGAAAAAGAAGAAGUAUUUUUAAGAGAGUUGAUGGGAACACCGAACAGCGAAAAGCCAUGGCCUACCCUUUUUGCCUGGCACGGUAGCGUUCUUGGAAAUUGGCACAGCAUCAUACGGACCGGCCUUAACUUCUCUGUUAUCACCAACGGGCGUGCAUACGGAAAUGGCGUAUACUUGGCAAAGGAUUUUCAGACAAGCCGAUCAUACUCAUCGCGUGGUGGAGGAAACAGUUGGCCAAAUUCGGCUCUCAAAAUCACCGAAGCCAUUUCCAUAUGUGAAAUAGUCAACGAUACAGCUCGCUUCGUAUCGACAAACCCCCAUUUUGUUGUCGACCAGAUUGACUGGAUACAAUGCCGUUACCUUUUUAUCAAAGUCGACAUCGAAAAUAGUCAGGCUUCCUCACACGACAACAACGGUUCUGCGAGCUAUAUUGAACAGGACCCUAGCCAUCAACUGACUUCCAACUCCCAACGGAUCGGGAUCCCCCAAUCAGCCAUACCAAUAUCUCGACGGCGUGUGCUUGGACAGAGACAGAUAUUGGGCUCUUCACAUGACUUUCCUAUUAUCUUGGGCGAGACUGAAGGGGAACCUGAUUUUGAAAGCAACAACGAACUGGACGACCUCCUUGCUUCUGACGACGAGGGCGAAAGCGAAGAUGGGACGGCAGCAGUGACACGGAAGCGACGACGGAGUUCCAUUGACUCGGGACUUGGAGAUACACGGCAACCCGACAAUACAACACCUUUUCAGCCUGGCCAGCUUGAUCUGGGUUCACUCCCCAAACUAGUUGAGCCUACCUGGGCUGCAUCUUCUCCAGCAGCUCUUCGAGCACUUAACGGUCAGAUCAAAGAUCUGCAACAGAUUCAAUCAAACACCAACAUAGCUAUGCUGGGGUGGUACAUUGACUUUGAAAAGCUCGACAACCUGUUUCACUGGAUUGUCGAACUUCACAGCUUUGAUAUGAACCUUGCUCUCGCACAAGACAUGGUCCGUUACGGAUGCUCGAGUAUCGUGUUGGAGGUCCGGUUUGGGGCCUCUUUUCCGAUUUCCCCCCCAUUUGUCCGCGUGAUUCGUCCACGGUUCGUGCCCUUUGCUCAGGGAGGCGGGGGUCAUGUCACCAUGGGGGGUUCCAUAUGCUCAGAGCUGCUCACCAACUCUGGAUGGUCCCCAGCUCUGUCACUGGAGAAAGUGUUUCUUGAAGUCCGAAUGAAUCUAUGCGAGAAGGAUCCACCAGCUCGUAUUGAACAAUCCGCAGGAGUACGCCGUGCCCAGAACGGGAGCCACAUGGACUACGGCAUGUUUGAGGCUGUUGAUGCCUACCGCCGCGCCGCUACUGCCCACGGUUGGCAAAUCCCCUCCGAUCUCGAUAUGCUAAAAUCCAUGUGA
This is a messenger RNA of Fusarium pseudograminearum CS3096, 3477 nucleotides long. RefSeq lists its product as uncharacterized. Bases 1 to 3477 code for a protein of 1158 amino acids. The transcript is spliced from 2 exons. NCBI's taxonomy places the organism in Eukaryota, Fungi, Ascomycota, Sordariomycetes, Hypocreales, Nectriaceae. Gene Ontology annotation, molecular function: NAD+ poly-ADP-ribosyltransferase activity. The record is from RefSeq and is a predicted model, not a curated record.